CGUGCUGUGAGAAUGAAUCACCUGUUGUGAAGGCCAGUGUGUCACACAUGCGUGUUGUCAUCGUCAUUGGUCUAAUGGUGUGUCACACAUGUGUGUUGUCAUCGUCAUUGAUCUAAUGGUGUGCCAGUGUCGUCAUUGAUCUAAUGGUGUGCCAGUGUGUCAUCGUCAUUGAUCUAAUGGUGUGCCGGUGUGUCAUUGAUCUAAUGGUGUGUCAUCGUCAUUGAUCUAAUGGUGUGUGUGUUGUCAUCGUCAUUGAUCUAAUGGUGUGUGUGUUGUCAUCGUCAUUGAUAUAAUGGUGUGCCAGUGUUGUCAUUGAUCUAAUGGUGUGUCAUCGUCAUUCAUCUAAUGGUGUGUCACCCAUGUCAUCGUCAUUGAUCUAAUGGUGUGCCAGUGUGUCAUUGAUCUAAUGGUGUGCCAGUGUGUCAUCGUCAUUGAUCUAAUGGUGUGUCACACACCCGUGUUGUCUUCGUCAUUGGUCUAAUGGUGUGUCACACACCCGUGUUGUCAUCGUCAUUGGUCUAAUGGUGUGUCACACACCCGUGUUGUCAUCGUCAUUGGUCUAAUGGUGUGCCCGUGUGUCAUCGUCAUUGAUCUAAUGGUGUGUGUGUUGUCAUCGUCAUUGAUCUAAUGGUGUGUCACACACCCAUGUUGUCAUCUGCAUUGGUCUAAUGGUGUGCCAGUGUCGUCAUUGAUCUAAUGGUGUGUCACACACCCGUGUUGUCAUCGUCAUUGGUCUAAUGGUGUGCCAGUGUGUCAUCGUCAUUGGUCUAAUGGUGUGCCAGUGUGUCAUCGUCAUUGGUCUAAUGGUGUGCCAGUGUGUCAUCGUCAUUGGUCUAAUGGUGUGCCAGUGUGUCAUCGUCAUUGAUCUAAUGGUGUGCCAGUGUGUCAUCGUCAUUGAUCUAAUGGUGUGCCAGUGUGUCAUCGUCAUUGGUCUAAUGGUGUGCCAGUGUGUCAUCGUCAUUGGUCUAAUGGUGUGCCAGUGUGUCAUCGUCAUUGAUCUAAUGGUGUGCCAGUGUGUCAUCGUCAUUGAUCUAAUGGUGUGCCAGUGUGUCAUCGUCAUUGAUCUAAUGGUGUGCCAGUGUGUCAUCGUCAUUGAUCUAAUGGUGUGCCAGUGUGUCAUCGUCAUUGAUCUAAUGGUGUGCCAGUGUGUCAUCGUCAUUGAUCUAAUGGUGUCAUCCUUUGCUGUUGUUCUCCGACUGUAGCUUCGAGGAAAUCCACACAAGAAUGUUCUCUGUACUGCCUGGAUGAAUCAAGCCCUGCAUUCCAAACUAUACUUACACAGCACUCGAA
Messenger RNA from Aplysia californica (California sea hare), 1290 nucleotides. RefSeq lists its product as uncharacterized. The record is from RefSeq and is a predicted model, not a curated record. Bases 738 to 1202 code for a protein of 154 amino acids. The transcript is spliced from 4 exons. Lineage: Eukaryota; Metazoa; Mollusca; Gastropoda; Aplysiida; Aplysiidae.